Molecule: messenger RNA, 2783 nt
Organism: Lagopus muta (rock ptarmigan)
Lineage: Eukaryota; Metazoa; Chordata; Aves; Galliformes; Phasianidae
Gene: EGR1
Product: early growth response 1
Exons: 2
Coding region: 215-1744 (509 amino acids)
Biological process (GO): regulation of transcription by RNA polymerase II
Molecular function (GO): DNA-binding transcription factor activity, RNA polymerase II-specific; RNA polymerase II cis-regulatory region sequence-specific DNA binding
Source: RefSeq, a predicted model, not a curated record
CUCCGGAGUGGGCGAGGAGCCGAGCGCUUCCAGCGGGCAGCGGGGGGAAGCCCCGGGCCGUCCGGUGGGCGGAAGGUGAUCGCUUCCAGCGGGCAGCUCUGGGUGGACGAGGCGCAAGGGCAGGCAGCAGGCAACGGCCGCCUCGCCGUAGCCGGCCCAUCCAUCGGGCCCGCGGCGGCGGCGUCACCCGUCGGAGCCCGAACCCGGCUCCCUCAUGGCUGCGGCCAAGGCAGAGAUGCAGCUCCUGCCCUCGCUGCAGAUCUCCGACCCCUUCGGCGUCUUUCCGCACUCGCCUCCCGCCAUGGACGGCCACUAUCCCAAACUGGAGGAGAUGAUGCUGCUCAGUGGCGGGGGACAGUUUCUUGCACCUUCCGGGGCGCCCGAGAGUGCGGGCUUCGGCGUGGCCGGGGAGCCCGGCGAGCAACAUUUUGAGCACCUCGCGGCAGACACUUUUCCUGAGAUCUCCCUGAACAACGAGAAAGCCAUGCCAGAAACCAGCUAUUCCAACCAAACGACACGGCUACCACCAAUUACCUACACGGGGCGCUUCUCCCUAGAGCCGGCCCCCAACAGUAGCAACUCUUUAUGGCCAGAGCCCCUCUUCAGCCUUGUCAGUGGGCUGGUGAGCAUGGCUAAUGCACCUCCCACCUCUACAUCCUCUUCAUCUUCUCCUUCCUCUUCACAGAGCACUCCCCUGAGCUGUUCUGUCCAAGCCAGUGAGAACAGUCCAAUUUAUUCAGCUGCACCAACUUUCCCCACUUCCACCUCUGAUAUUUUCCCCGAACCGCAGACCCAGUCCUUUCCCAGCCCCUCUGGAGUCCCCAUCCAAUAUCCACCUCCAGCUUAUCCAACUGCUAAAACCAACUUCCAGGUACCAAUGAUCCCGGAUUACCUGUUCUCUCAGCAACAGAGUGAGCUCAACCUUAUCUCAGCUGAUCAGAAGCCCUUCUCAGCCCUUGAGACCAGAGCACAGCAGCCUUCCCUCACACCGCUGUCCACUAUCAAGGCAUUUGCCACACAGACUGGCUCUCAGGAGUUGAAGACCCUCAACACUAACUAUCAGUCCCAGCUGAUCAAGCCCAGCAGGAUGAGGAAAUACCCUAAUCGUCCCAGCAAGACACCUCCUCAUGAACGGCCCUAUGCUUGCCCAGUGGAGUCCUGUGACCGGCGAUUUUCACGGUCUGAUGAACUAACUCGUCACAUUCGCAUCCACACUGGACAGAAACCUUUCCAAUGCCGCAUUUGCAUGCGGAACUUCAGCAGGAGUGACCACUUGACCACACACAUCCGCACACAUACAGGAGAGAAGCCAUUUGCAUGUGACAUUUGUGGCAGAAAGUUUGCCAGAAGUGACGAGAGGAAGAGACACACCAAAAUCCAUCUUAGGCAGAAGGACAAGAAAGUGGAAAAGGCAGCUUCAGUCUCAACUACUUCUUCCCCUGUUGCUGCCUACUCAUCCUCUGUGGCUACGUCCUACUCUUCCUCCGUAGCCACCACUUACCCCUCACCAGUGCGCACAGUGUAUUCCUCCCCUGCUUCCUCUUCCUAUCCCUCCCCUGCACACACAGCAUUCCCAUCCCCAUCGAUAGCAACCACUUACCCCUCUGUCACUGCCACGUUUCAGACCCAAGUGGCCACUUCCUUCCCAUCUCCUGGGGUUACCAAUAAUUUCAGCUCACAGGUGACUUCAGCACUUUCAGACAUGACAUCAACCUUUUCUCCAAGGACAAUUGAGAUUUGCUAAGAUCACCUUCUGGAACAGGAGCGUUCACCUCUUCCACUGGCACUAUGAGACAUGGAGUCUUCAGUUACUCCCCCAACACUGUAUGUUGCAAGGCUAUCUAAUAUUUCUUUAAAAUUCAGCUGCCUGAAAAAACUGCUGUUUAAGUUUUCCACCACUGUUGAUUAACUUAAUUUGCAUGGACUGUGGAUAUAAGUUCAGUAUAAUUUUCCCCAUAAACAAACGAUAGUAUUUUAUUGAGAGGAAAGGACCUUUAAUUAAGCACAUAGCUGAUGUAAAUUGUAUGUGUGCCAUGGUUUUGCUUUCCUUUAGGUACUGUUGAUGUUGAAAAAUUUUUGCAUAUCCACGUUGUAUUAUUUGGAGUUUGCAGGGCCAUAUUUUGUAAAUGUUAAUUCUAUUUUAGUGGCAAUGCUGUAAUGAGUUUAAAACUUCUUUGGGUACAGCACUUACUGUAUUUGAGCAUGUAAGAGUGAUGUUAUGUAAAAAACACCUGAUAAGACACUCAAAUGUGGCAGAAGUUUUGUUUUUAAAGUUACAAGUCUUGGUGCCUUUUUGUGAAGCCUUGCUGAUGUCAUGCAUUUGUGUGAAUAGAUGCUUUGCAUCUUGCCUUAAAGCAAAAGGGAUGUUAUGCAAACAAUGUAAGAGAAAGCAGGGAAUGGGUGGGGAAGGGAACACUAGUAUGCCCUGGGAGACAGAAUGUAAGCAAAAAAACCCCACAGAAACAAAUAGGAAACAAAUUAAGAAGAACAACAACAAAAUCCCACUUCUCAAAGUCUAUUUUUGUUACAAAAAUGUAAAUUUAUAAGUAUGUAUAUUCAGGAGUUGGAAUGUUGUAGUUACCUACUGAGUAGGCAGCAAUUUUUUUGUAUGUUAUGAACAUGCAGUUCAUUAUUUUGUGAUUUAUUUUUACUUUGUAAUUGUGUUUGUUAAAAUGAAAGUGACUGUUUGGCUUCUAAAUACAUUGAAUGCGCUUUCCUGCAAAUGGGAUAUUUGGUGUACCAAUACCCUUCAGAAAAUGUAAUAAAAAAGCAAAAUCAAAUCA